This is a messenger RNA of Saccharomyces mikatae IFO 1815, 1686 nucleotides long. It is a transcript of the gene TPH3, whose product is annotated as Tph3p. The coding region runs from base 1 to 1686 and encodes 561 amino acids. The record is from RefSeq and is a predicted model, not a curated record. NCBI's taxonomy places the organism in Eukaryota, Fungi, Ascomycota, Saccharomycetes, Saccharomycetales, Saccharomycetaceae. The transcript has a single exon.
AUGGGCUUUCUAGACUCGCUAAAGAAACCUGUUAGCAUUAAGAGCUCGCUCCCUAAGUUUUCCCGCAGUGCCAGUAGCCUAAGUUCAAGAAGCCACCCAAUAAGUUCUCGACCCUUCCAGGAAUUACCACCAGAGCUGUUUGCCACCACUAAGCCUAUAUUCAAGAUUUUGCAAGCACAAGCAAAUAAGGUUUACUUCCAAUCUUCUAAUACUGAAGCAGUAUGGAAUAUUAAGGAUUCUUCUGGUCAUUUUUUUGAAGCCACAUCAAUUUCAUUGGUCGGUUCCCAUAUAAUCAUUGCUGAUUCCUCUGCAAGGGCCGUAAAUGUGUCCAUCAUAGAUUCUUCUUCUAAUAUAAAUCAGUGUGAGAUUUCAAGCGUUGGUGAAUUCCUACAGUUCAAUAAGGGCCAGCUGUCUGUUACAUGUAACGAUUUUCCCUUACUAGAAAAGUUCAAAAGGUUAUGUAUGAUUUCAAUUUUCGAGUUCAUUUCCACAUAUAAAGCCUUGACCGGUACAAUCAUUUCAUCCUAUGGGUUGCGAAUGUCCGAUAUGCAUGUUAUUUUGAACUCACCGUUUAAUUUUAAAGAUUGGUGUGAGGUUUACAUUGACGGUCAAGGUUGGGUUAAAGUAUGGUGCCAUAUUGAUAAAGUGUCUAAGAAUAAUAAUCCUAAAACCAAUAGCGACCACGAUGCGAAAGGAAAAUAUCAAAUCAGAUUUUAUAGAGAUGACAAAUCUACAUCUAGCAAAAACUGCGUGUUUUUCAUCCCAGACAAUGAGUAUGUUCAAGAUAUUUUCUUCUAUAACGCCAACUCAGCAGAACCUUCUAAAAGUAUGAAUGAGUUCUUCGAAGGAUUGCAAAUGAUAAAGCUUGUUGGUAACGUGCGUUUCUGCAGUGAUACGGAUUUGACUGAUAUAAUGGAUAAUGGGUCUGUCUACAGUAGUGCUAACAAUGGCAGUGGUGACAGCAGCUCAGCGGCGCUGAAUAAUGAAAGUCCCAACACUACACCAAAGAGUAGAACUUUCUUUUCACCGAAAGGCCAUAAAAGAAACAGUUCUCACGUAAGUUCGUUAACUUCAAGAUCGGCAAAGAAGCCCAUAACUAACUUUACUACACGGACAAAUGGACUUUUAAUUAGGCCAUUGCCUCAUCACGGUGUCCAUCACUUAGAAGCAAUGAUUAGGUUCAUUAUACCCUUGAUGGACUGUGCAAGACUCUAUGGGCGUCCAGUUCAAUUCAAAACAGACAGAACGGAUAUGAAUUCGCUAAUGUUUGGACUUCCUAAAUUGCCCUCUGUGGACUAUUUUGCUCAGGAGGAGAUAGCCCAUUUAAUGACUCAGGAUUUCAAUCCUUUGAAGGAAGAAGAUACUGAUGAUACAAUGGCUUUAACCAUGUCAAGAUUCACCGGCUAUUUGCAAGAAAGAACGACAAAAGUCCCGAAGAGAAAUAUGGAACUGAAUUUCAGGACAUUUGGUGAUGUAAUGGGCAUAUAUAAUUCUACGAGGGAGCGUUCUAAACUUAGUUCCAUGGCUGAUGAAGAUAAUUCGAUGAAGGAGCUUUCGUUGAGUGAUAAAAGCAACGUUAGUUCCGAUACAACAAAUGUGAUGAACCAAUUACAGGUAAACGCCCACAAAUACCCAAACUCUAUGUGCGAACGCCCUAUCGUUGCAAGCACAUCACCUUUGGCCUAG